UCUCAGCUGAACCUCAAGCUCCAGUGAGGAACACAAUACACACGGACACACACACACCUGCGGGGUUUAUCACACAGGUUGUCUGCACCAGGAGGAAAGAUGUCCAGCCGUUUCGAGCAUCCCGCUGGAGACUACAAGAAGAUCUUUGAGACUGUGGAGGAGCUGAACGAGCCUCUCCCAGCCACAGUCACAGGCCGAAUCCCCUCCUUUAUCAGGGGCAGUCUUCUCCGGCUGGGCCCUGGACUCUUCGAGGUUGGAGCCGAACCCUUCUACCAUCUCUUCGAUGGCCAGGCCCUGAUGCACAAGUUCGAUUUUAGCAACGGCCAGGUCACCUAUUUCCGCAAGUUUGUCAAGACAGAUGCUUAUGUGCGCGCCAUCACAGAAAAGCGUGUGGUGAUCACUGAGUUUGGAACCUGUGCUUAUCCAGACCCCUGCAAGAACAUCUUCUCCAGGUUCUUCACAUACUUUAAAGGAGUUGAGGUAACAGAUAACUGCCUGGUGAAUGUUUACCCUAUUGGAGAAGACUUCUACGCUGUCACAGAGACCAACUACAUAACUAAAGUGAACACGGACACUCUGGAAACCCUGAAAAAGGUGGAUAUGUGUGACUAUGUGAACAUUAAUGGAGUAACAGCACACCCCCAAAUUGAAAGAGAUGGCACCGUCUACAACAUCGGAAACUGCAUGGGCAAAGGAGCCACGCUGGCUUACAACAUCGUCAAAAUCCCACCAACCCAGAAAGAUAAGUCAGACCCCAUCGAGAAAUCCAAGGUUGUGGUCCAGUUCCCAAGUGCUGAGAGGUUCAAGCCGUCCUACGUACACAGCUUCGGGAUGACGGAGAACUACUUUGUCUUUGUUGAGACGCCCGUCAAAAUCAACCUGCUGAAGUUCUUGGGUGCCUGGGCUAUUCGUGGGUCCAACUACAUGGACUGCUUUGAGGCUGAUGAGACAAAAGGAACGUGGAUCCACAUUGCUAAGAAGGACCCAGGAGAGUACAUUGACUACAAGUUCAGAGCUGCUGCAAUGGGCCUUUUCCACCACAUCAAUGCCUAUGAAGACUCAGGUUUCGUCGUUUUUGAUCUGUGCACCUGGAAAGGAUUCGAGUUUGUGUACAACUAUCUGUGGCUGGCAAACCUGCGUGAGAACUGGGACGAGGUGAAGAAGAACGCCAUGAUCGCCCCUCAGCCAGAAGUGAGGAGGUUUGUGCUCCCCCUGGACCCCUACAGGGAGGAGCAGGGGAAGAACCUGAUCUCUCUGCCCUACACCACGGCCACGGCUACCAUGCGCGAGGAUGGGACCAUCUGGCUGGAGCCUGAGGUGCUGUUCUCUGGCCCUCGGCAAGCUUUCGAGUUCCCUCAGAUCAACUACAAAAUGAACAACGGGAAGAACUACACCUACGCCUACGCCCUCGGCCUGAACCACUUCAUUCCUGACAGGAUUUGCAAGCUAAAUGUGAGGACUAAGGAGACCUGGGUGUGGCAGGAGCCUGACUCAUACCCCUCAGAGCCCCUGUUCGUACAGAACCCUGAAGGAGUUGAUGAGGAUGAUGGUGUCCUGCUGACGAUCGUGGUGUGUCCCGGAGCUCAGAGACCAACAUACUGCCUGAUACUGAACGCUAAAGACCUGUCCGAGAUCGCCAGGGCCGAGGUGGACAUCAUGACGCCCGUCACUUUCCACGGCAUGUACAAACCAUAGAGCAGACAGAGCGCUCCAGAACAUUACUAUAACACUCCAAUCUCCAGGAUUAAAUGUGUUAGGAACCCUUUAAAUCAUUCAUUCAAUUAUCAUCAUUUAUUAUUUUUUGUUUUUUUUUGUAUGUUGAAUGUUUUGAGUGUUUAUGAGAGUAUUAAUGAUUGUUGUUUGAAUGAACCCAGAUGUAUAGCUAACAAUAAAUACCAGUGACCUUCCUUAACUAUUAUCCAAUAUGUCUUCUUCUUGAGGAAAUAUAGAAAUACGCUAUACUGUUUUGCCAUUAAUUUAACAUACCAGUCUUAUUUCUUAUUUCUCAGGUUUUAGAAGAAAUCUCUCAAGAAAUGUAUUUUGCUUGUAACACCAUAUUUAAAGUAGCGUAACGUUGAGACUCAAUAAAGUUAUUUUAAAAUA
Messenger RNA from Astyanax mexicanus (Mexican tetra), 2103 nucleotides. It is a transcript of the gene rpe65a, whose product is annotated as retinoid isomerohydrolase RPE65 a. Gene Ontology annotation, molecular function: all-trans-retinyl-ester hydrolase, 11-cis retinol forming activity; retinol isomerase activity; beta-carotene 15,15'-dioxygenase activity. The transcript is spliced from 14 exons. Lineage: Eukaryota; Metazoa; Chordata; Actinopteri; Characiformes; Acestrorhamphidae. Bases 100 to 1695 code for a protein of 531 amino acids. The record is from RefSeq and is a predicted model, not a curated record. Gene Ontology annotation, biological process: retinal metabolic process; zeaxanthin biosynthetic process.